AUGUCUACUUCGACGUCGAACGAGCAGCCGCCGAACGAGCAGCCGUCAAAUGUCUCUUUCGGCGCCGAUUCCACGGAAUCCGGCUCUCGUUCCAAUUCGACGUCUCCAGAACAGAAAGAAUCUCCAAAAGAUGCGUUCGCGCGGUUUUUGACGCAACAGGUAAAGCACAUAGUUUUUCAGAUUGUUCCUUUUUUUGAGCAGCUUGAAAAGUUUUUAAAAGUCAGUUUCAUCGAUCUAUUUUUUUCAGGGCUUCUCCAAGGACUUUUCCGAAUAUAUGAUAAAUUACGCGGUGUUGCACCAGGAUUGGAAAAAGCAAGGAGCGACUGAAAAUCAAGGUUUGAAAACUGGAAAUUGUGAGGAAAAGAUGAAAAAAUUUCCGGCUUUCCAUUUUUUUUUCGCGUUUUUAGCGUGUCCAUUUUAGCUUCAAAAAAGAAUUUUUUUUGAAUCAGGAAUAAGUUAAGGGUUUAUAGAAACCUUUCACAAAUGUUUAUUAGAAUCAAUCUUCGCUCAUUUCACCGUUAGCCUAAAACGGUAUUUUUGUUUUUACUAUUCUCAAAGUCGUUUCAAGACCUUUAUCAUAUAACUUUUAAAAUCAGCUCGAAAAUUAUAAAAACCUCCAUUUUCAGGCCCAUCGCAACAGAUCGUCUCAAUCGAAGAAAUCGAGUCUGAUGACGAAAAGGAAAAAGAGCCGAGCCCCACGCCAAAACGGUCCAUCCGAGCCAGAAAACCCAAGCUUUUGCCUCCGGAAGAGACGCCGACUUUGAGCAGGAAAAGGGGCCAACAAGAGAAAAAAGACGCGGACAAGGAAGACAUGCCACAUCUGGAGGAGGAACCGAAGCAGGAGGUCGUGUCUGACGAUGAAGACACCCCGGAGCCGAAAAAGACCAAAAGAUCGGCUCUCUAUGAAGAGUUGUUGGACGGGUCUGUGGGAGUCGCUUCGAGGAGAUCUCCUCGCAAGAAACGGGAUGUUCUCGAUGAGUCGAUGGAUUCGGAUGAGGGUCGGUUUUUUAGAAUCACCAUGCAAAAUAGAUAUGACAACGAAAUUGAUGCUAGAUCCCGACAAGAAAUUUCGCAGCAAGCUCUGGCGCGACUUUAGAGCGACAUGGCGGCGAUAUCGCAGUAUUUCACACCGUAAGAUAAACCGCGGUACACAUAGUACAUGGCGGCGAUGUCGCGUUAUUUCAGCAUUCUAGAUAAUCCGCGGUACACAGAGCGUCAUCGCAAUAUUUGAGAACGCAAAAUAAUCCGCAGUACAGAGAGCGAAAAGGCAGCGAUAUCGCCUUAUUUCCGCAUGCAAGAUAAUCCGCGGUAUAACAGCAAGAUUGACGCUAAACCGCGAAAAGUGUUCUCGCAGAGCUUUAGCAAGCCUCGGGCGCGACAUGGCGGCGAUAUCGCAAUAUUUCAAAACGCAAAAUAAUCCGCAGUACACAGAGCGACAUGGCGGCGAUAUCGCAAUAUUUCAACAUGCAAGAUAAUCCACGGUAUAAAAAAAAGAUUGACGCUAGAUUGCGAAAAUGGUCUCGCGACACUGUGGCGAUAUCGCAUAAUUUCCGUAACGCAAAUUUUGAGAAGCAAAAUUUUCAGAAUUUUUUUCUCAUUCUCUUUUUUCUCAAAGUUCGUCGUUGGGUUGUUUUUUCUAACCGAAUGCGCAAGUUUGCUUCUGCUUUUUCGAGCCUAGGGAAAAGUGAUCACUAAAGGAUUUUAAAAAACUUCCAGGAAAGAAUUGCUGCGUUUUCCAAAAGUUGAGAGUGAAAAAGCAAUGAAAAUCGUGUCGCCAGGAAAUGUUUCUUAAAAAACCGACUUUUGGGCAGUUUUCAGAGAAUUCUUGACAUGAACGUGAAAGGAAAUACCUUGUGAGUGUGUCGAAAUUGAGUUUGAUUAUACUUUAUUAUAAAUUUCCUACUAACUUAAAAAGAAAAUCAGCAAUUUUUUUCUUCAUUUUUCAGCAUAAAAAUUGAAAUUACAGCCGACAAGAACAUCCGCCGGAGUAACCGAGGUCGUCGCCCGAAAGUCCAUUUCUCGCCGGACUUGUCCAGGGUCAAAACGGAGCCGGAAUCGCCAGAAGAAUCGCCCGAAAAAGAGCUGUCUCCAGUGAUGAGCCAGACCAAGAAGCGAGGACGCAAGCUGGUCCGACUUCAAAUCAAGAAAAUAAGUUAUAGAGAAAAAUUCAGGUCGCCAAGGACCUGACUCUUAGAGACGCUGAGCCGAAAGCGAAAAAUACCCCAGUUGGCAAGGCGAAAAAUAUGAAGGUUAAACGGGAAACGGUCGAAUCGGACCCGGAAAUCGAAGAAAGCGAUGAGGAGGAGGAGUACGAGGAGGAAGAGACCAGCUCCGAGUCGGAAAUCGACGAUGAUGAUGAGGUUUUUUCAUUUUUUUUUAACGGUAGAGUAAGGUGAAAAUUUGCCUCCUUCAGUAUUAUUUUUUUGUACGGGAGAAUUUCAAUUGUUUUUCUAAAUCCAAAGGGUUUCGAAUUUUUCGGAUUUUUUUACAAUAAAAAAAUAAAUAAAAUAUUGAAAAAAAUCGGUUUUUUUGGUAUUAUUUUUUUGUUGAGAAUGAUCUUUAUUGACUCAAAAGUCCAAGGAAUUUUCCUAGGGUUCUGAAUUUUUCUCCUUUUUUUGAAGUAAUAAAAAAAGUAAUUUUUUUAAAUCGGUGUUAUUCUUGUAGUAGAUGUCUUUAUAUAGACUUAAUUUUUUUGUAGGAUUUUUGAGGAGGUUUCAAACUAUUUAUUAUAAAGUUUUUAAAAGGAGAUGUAUUCUUACCGGCUCCAAAUUUCAAGGGUUUUCUAUAGGGGUUUGAAUUUCGGCUUAUUAUUAUUAUAUUUGUAGAAGAUGUAUCUUUAUUGUCUCAGAAGUACGAUUUUUUCAAUAUUUUUGGAAUAUUUCAAUAUUUGAAAACUUGGUUCUGGAUAUUUGAGGUUGAAAUUCAACUCUUGAAACUGGUUUUUUUUGGAAUUGAAGUUCCAAAUUUUUGGCUAUAAAACAUCGUUUUUGACAUUUUUCGCCUACAUCAACCUCCCGAAUAGCUUUCAAACUACAUACUCGUCUGCAGGAAGAGUACUGCCCAACGCCGAAAAAGAAGAAAUUCGGCCCGAGAAGCAGACUUUUCGGCGUGAAGAGCGAACCCCGGCCGAACGUCAAGAAAAGCUGCGAGCCCCGGAAAUCGCUCGGCAAUCUCAAAGUGAAACAGGAGAUCAAGGCGGAGGUCAAGAGCGAGUUCUACGCCUAUGGCACCACUACCGCGUCUUUCUACGGUCCUGAGGUAUAUCAAAUUCAGGGCUAUUACUUCUUGGAAUCGAACAACUAUUAAUUAUUCAGGAGUACACUCAUAGUAAUUCAUGAAGUAGUCCUCAAAACUUCCAGGAAAAAAGCCUGAAAUUACUCAAAAAGGAGCUCAUUUUUGCAGCAGUUAUUUUAAGUUUGCAGGCAUUUUUUCAUUUUUUUCAACCCAAAUUUUUAUAAGAAAUUUUGAGCAGAAAAAAAUGCUGAAAUUUCUGAAUUUUCCGGUCCGUUUCUCAUCAAAAUUUGUAUGAAAAGGUUUGAGAAAACGGCGUUUUUGUUUCAAAAAAGAAUCUCGUCUCGAAUACUGAAGGCCAAAGUUAUGAAUUUGAUUUCAGUACGACGAGAAGGACAUGCUCGAACGAGUGGCCAAAGGAGAACUCCCGGAAACGGCGGCCUACAAAAGAACCAAUAACAGUAUUUAUCUGCCAGCUAUCGACGCUGACAUGAUCGAAGGAAAUGGAACGUUAGUCAUUUUUUCUUACUGAUUCAACAAAACUGUAAAGUCGCUGCGCAUGAUAACGUAUGAUAACAAAAAUAACGUGUUUUUUUUCAUUUUUUCAAACUUCCAUAGUUUCUUAUCCGAUGCUGUUUGAACCUUAAAUUGAAAAAAAAAGUCGGCGAAUUGAACAGGAUAAUGACUUUUCCUCCUUGACGAGGUAUUUCAAAGGUAUAUAGGCAGUAAAAAUAGGGUUCUAGACAAAUUUUCCACUUCAUGAAGAACUUCAUCACGUGUAGGAUAAUUAGAAUGAUCCAAAGCAAGACUCCAAAAUUAGGCAUUUUUGAGCUUCUUCGUGUAGACUUUCUGCUAAAAAAUUGAUAUCUCUGCAAGAUUUUUAUCCCUGAUUUUUUCCCCCGUUUUUCAUUUCUCACUUACCUUUAAUGUAGAAAAUCUCUUGGUGGUACUAAAAAAGGCAUUUUUCCUCCUUGGCGAGGUAUUUUAAUGGCAUAUGGUCAGUAAAAAUAGGGUUCUAGACAAAUUUCCCAUUUUAUGAAGAACUUUAUCACGUGUAGGAUAAUUAGAAUGAUCCAAAGCAAGAUUCAAAAAAAGUGCAAGAGAAAAAGAUCGCAUUUUUGUGCUUCUUCAAGUAGAUUUGCCGCUGAGAAAUUUUUUGAUCUACUCAUUUUUUUUUCGAUUUAGUUUCAAACUCCAUUUUCUACUGCCCAUGUGCCUUUAAGAUAUCCUCAUUUCAAAUAAUUUUAAAAAAGGCGUCCUUUUACAUUUUUUGUUUUUGUAGAGUUCUUAUACGUCUUGAUAGCGUGAAAAAACAUACGAAAAUGGUACAGUUCAAAGUUUGAUUUUCUAGAGACGCUGUUGUUCGAGUCAACAGCGCCAACGACUUCAAAUUCACCCGGGUUUGCCCGAAAACCAAGGAAGAUCAUGCCGAUAAGGCCAUCGUUCGCCAGAUCAUUCAGCACGUUCAACAGUAUCCAGGUUGGUUUGUCAAAAAAAAAGUUGAAAAUGGAUUUGAACAAAAUUUCCCCUCAAGGGCAUACUCGGCUACCUUUUUAUGUACUUUGACUUGCAUGAAAGAAAGCCUUUUUUUAUUGAAAUUGGAAAAAAGUUUCGAGGGUUGAUUUGAACCUCAGCACUGAAUCCGAUGAAAAAGGCUCAUUUUUUAAAAUUUGCUCAAUUGUCCCCAUGGAGUACCAUUCAUGAAAUUAUGCUACUGUGGUUAAAUUUGAAUAUUAUUGAUUAUUUUUAGAAAUUGAAGGUCUGGCAGUAAGAAAAGUCUCAAAAUAUAUGUAAAGCUUUGAAAUUUGCAAUUCUAACGGUGUAUUUUGAACGAGAAACUUACCCCACUUUUUUUUCUUUGGUUCUCGAAGUAUUUUUUCCUCUUAACUUCCGGCUUAUGUUCCUUCAAAAAUACUGAACGUCGUGCUGAACUACCAAGACUUUUAAAAACACGACAAAAAGCUCCAGUUCCCCAGGAAAAAUGACAAGGAACUUUUUUCUUGCAGUGAUUUGGGACCAGCGCUUGAAGUGCCACCUCCAGAUCAAGUACACUCGCCGAGCCUGGUCUCGGAUCCAAGGAGCUCUCCAAAACGAGCAGUACCCACUGCAACGCCUCAAACAGAUCUGGAAGAACAAGAAGGACUACUACAUCAGUGCCACUCGUGCCGGCACCUGCACAUCUAAGUGGCUCUUCACCGAGUUCGUUCCAACUCUUCCAGUUGAAAAAUAACUUUUUCUCCUUGCAGAGACAUGGAAUUCUACCGACCGUGCAUUAACUACCGUCUCCAUCACACCCUGACCUCGGCCGACAGUACCGACAGCGGGAUCAGCGACAAGUUCGCCCUGUCGAACAAGAUUUUCGCCUGCGAAGAGGACGAGAAGGACGAGGCCUUGAUGUGCGUUUUGAAGUUUUCCGUCUGUUUGAAACUCGAUAUUUCUCAAAAAAAUCACGAUUUAUGCAUGCCAAUCACUUCUUCAGAAAGCAUAUAUUUAUGAAAAUAUCGAAUUUGUUUUCUUCUCAUUGGGAUUUAAAACGCAUAGAUUCAUUGUUAUAAAAGAAUAAUAUGACGUGAAAAUAGGAUCUUUCCAAAUUUAGGUUUUAUAAUUCAAAGCUAGUUUUUCGUUAUUCUUCAUUUGAAGUUGCUUAUUUUUCAAAAAUCUAUUUUUGAUUUUCGAGAUUUAUACGAACUCCUCUCUGAUAUAGCUGAUUCACGGCUGGCUUGAGCCAUCGAAAAAAAAGGGUCCUGACACGAAAUGAUAAGAGACAGUGACUGGUUUAUGGAGAGCGCAGACAGGCCACGCCCCUUUGCGUUUCAAGCUAGUUGUGAACCGGCUGUAAUUGUAUUUUGAAAAUCCUAAAGUGAACUUAAAAAAAUUCCUUUUAAGUUAAAAGCAGGAAAAACAGGAAUUCUCUGACCUCGAAUAUUUAUCUAACUUGAAAAAAUCGCACAUGCAAGAAAUAAAAAAAGAAUAAAAUUUACAGUUUCUCUCUGCGUAUGCUGAAGGAGCACGAGAACGAAGAACGCUACGGCGAUUUCAAUGCCAAAGUCACGGAAAUCUUCAAAAACCAACUCGAGAAAUUCAUGAAGGCCAAGAAGAAGUAA
Messenger RNA from Caenorhabditis auriculariae, 6335 nucleotides. The record is from the annotation of a GenBank genome assembly. NCBI's taxonomy places the organism in Eukaryota, Metazoa, Nematoda, Chromadorea, Rhabditida, Rhabditidae.